Cajanus cajan (pigeon pea) is the source of this 1337-nucleotide messenger RNA. RefSeq names its product dihydroflavonol 4-reductase. Gene Ontology annotation, biological process: anthocyanin-containing compound biosynthetic process. Lineage: Eukaryota; Viridiplantae; Streptophyta; Magnoliopsida; Fabales; Fabaceae. Gene Ontology annotation, molecular function: dihydroflavanol 4-reductase activity. The record is from RefSeq and is a predicted model, not a curated record.
UAAUAGACAUCUUCCAUUCCAUUUUGAAGCUAAGGCUUAUAAACAAGAGAAAGAGAGAAUAUGGGUUCAAAAUCCGAAACCGUUUGCGUUACCGGAGCUGCUGGUUUCAUCGGUUCAUGGCUUAUCAUGAGACUCCUCGAGCGUGGCUACACCGUUCGAGCCACCGUACGCGACCCAGCUAACAUGAAGAAGGUGAAGCAUUUGCUGGAUCUGCCACAAGCAAAGACACAUCUAUCUCUAUGGAAGGCUGAUCUUGCUCAUGAGGGAAGCUUUGAUGAAGCCAUUAAAGGCUGCACUGGAGUUUUCCACGUCGCCACCCCCAUGGACUUUGAGUCCAAGGACCCUGAGAAUGAAGUGAUAAAGCCAACAAUAAAUGGAUUACUAGACAUCAUGAAAGCAUGCGAGAAGGCCAAAACUGUGCGAAGGCUUGUAUUCACAUCCUCAGCAGGAACUGUGGACGUUGUAGAACAUCCUAAGCCUGAGUACGAUGAGAAUUGCUGGAGUGAUGUUGAGUUCUGCAGAAGGGUCAAAAUGACUGGCUGGAUGUACUUCGUUUCAAAGACCCUUGCAGAGCAAGAAGCAUGGAAAUUUGCAAAAGAGCAUAACAUAGACUUCGUUUCAGUGAUUCCACCCCUUGUGGUUGGCCCCUUUCUUAUGCCAACGUUGCCACCUAGCUUAAUCACUGCUCUUUCACUCAUCACAGGAAAUGAGUCACAUUACCAUAUCAUAAAGCAAGGCCAGUUCGUUCACCUAGAUGACCUUUGUCUUGGUCAUAUAUUCCUGUUCGAGAAUCCAAAAGCUGAAGGAAGGUACAUAUGCUCCUCACACGAGGCAACCAUUCAUGACAUUGCAAGACUGCUUAACAAAAUAUACCCACAGUACAAUGUCCCUACAAAGUUCAAGAAUAUUCCAGAUGAAUUGGAAAUUAUCAGAUUUUCUUCAAAGAAGAUCACAGACUUGGGCUUCAAAUUUAAGUACAGCUUAGAGGAUAUGUUCACAGGGGCCGUUGAAACCUGCAUAGAAAAAGGGCUUCUUACUAAACCUGCAGAAACUCCAGUUAGUGGCACCACGCAGAAAUAAAUUAAUUAAUAUGCUUUCAUAUCUCUUUGUCCCUGAUCGAUGAUGUCUUCGGAUUUGUCUUUUCUUUUUCUGUUUAAGUUUUGGCUUUGGCUAUGAGAAUUUACGAAUAUAAUGCCCGUCGUCUAAGUGGCCAAAUAUGUUAACUAUUUUCCUAAUAAUUAGAUGGGAUUGAUAUUCUCCAUUGUUGAUGCUUGUUAUGUGUAUCAUGGUAAAAUAUAAAGCUAGCUAUAGCUGCAUUUUUCAUUGCCUGUUGAUUA